AUGAGUACAGACAACUCACAGAAAGAUGAAGGUGUUCCUCUACUUUCCCCUUACCCUAGUAGUUCUCAACUAAGGAAAAAGAAGCAUAAUCAAAAAAGAAGAAAGGACAAGUUUGUUGGUCACUUGAAAUCAGACUCACGUAGGCCUACACAGCUGCUCCACGAUAAUGUGCAGCAAAAUCAUGGGCAAGUUACUGACUUUGACCAGAUCGACUCUUGGGGCAUGUUGCAUGAAUCUGAUUCCACAAGUAAUGACAUAACAAAAAGUGAGGAUCCUUCGCUCAAGGGCGCGUUCAUUGAUCACAGACCCUCAAUGAGCCAACCCAGGGAUGGACCUCAAAGUUCUUCAAAUGCUACCCAGCCACGACCAAUAAUGAAGUUUUCAACGCCCAGUUACAAGAAAUCCGUAGGAUUGAGACCCACCGAUCCUAAUAGGUCGUUGGUAUCUGACUUAUCUCCCUCCGAAUUGGAGUCAUGGUUGAAAAGAAGAAAAUCUGUUUAUAAAAGUUUUGUUGAUGAAAACUCAGCCAAUGACGGAAGAAAGUCAAAUGCAAAUAAUGACGUUGUAAUCGAUGUAGAUGCGUUAAUGAACCACGUCAACAACAAUACAAGCAAUGGGGCUAACGAUAACAAUAAGAAGAAAAAGAAGAAGAGAGGUUCUGAUGACAGCAGCAACAAAAAUUCCAAGUCCACUUCCAGUGACUCAAACGAUGAGGAAGACGAGUAUAAUUCGAGACCGUCCUCCAGUCUUUCGUCAAAUAAUUCUUCUUUGGAUGAUGUUUGUUUAGUGCUUGACGAUGAAAGUAGCGAAAUGUCGAAGGCUUGGCCAGAUUGUACUGUUUUAGAAGAAUUCUCUAAGGAAGAAACAGAGAGACUCAGAAGCCAGGCCAUCCAAGAUGCUGAGGCGUUUCACUUCCAAUAUGAUGAGGAUGAAGAAGAUGGUACGUCGAAUGAAGAUGGAAUUCUUUUCUCUAAGCCGAUCGUGACUAAUAUCGAUGUCCCUGAAUUGGGCAACAGGAGAGUUAAUGAAACAGAAAAUUUGAAAAACGGCCGUUUAAGACCGAAAAGAAUUGCACCAUGGCAUUUGAUUCAACGUCCAAUGGUCCUAGGAUCCAACUCAAAUAAGGAUUCAAAAUCACGGAUUCAAAACGGAUUGCAAGACAAUUUGCUAGUCGGAAGGAAUAUUCAAUACCCUCCGCAUAUUAUCUCCAAUAACCCAGAACACUUUAGAUUUACUUAUUUUAGAGUAGAUUUGGACUCUACCGUUCAUUCUCCCACCAUAUCCGGUCUAUUGCAACCGGGUCAAAAAUUUCAAGAUUUAUUUGUCGCUUCUAUAUACUCCCAGGAUAACAGCGCUGGUCAUGUAAAGACUCACCCGAACUCCCCAACACCUGGUACUAAAGGAGAGACCGUAUCCCAACUUCAAGGAAUGACCGCUAAAAACCCUUCCACAUUAUCGUCUAUGUCCGUAGCCAAUAUAGAAGAUAUAGCCCCAUUUUGGCUGGAUGUAAGUAACCCUACUGAAGAGGAGAUGAAGAUAUUAAGUAAGGCUUUUGGAAUUCACCCUUUAACCACGGAAGAUAUCUUCCUGGGAGAAGUCCGUGAGAAGGUGGAAUUGUUUAGAGAUUAUUAUUUGAUUUGUUUCAGAAGUUUUGAUAUUGUGGCAGAAAAACAUGUUCGUCGUAGAAAAAAGGAAAAGCAAGAAUCUGCUACGUUGGAUCAUGAAAGUAUCUCACGCCGUAAGUCGCAAGCUUAUGGCGCCACAAUGUCUAAUGAUUCAAACGCCAACACCAAUAGUAAUAGUGCUACCAAUGCCAAUAAAAAUAAAUGGCUUCCAUCAAUUUUGCGUUCACGCCGUCGGUCAUCAGCAAACAGAACAACUAACACAUCCUCAUCGAGCUACAAGCGUCGUGUCAAGAGUGAAAAGAAGAAGAUGGAAGAAAACGAAAAGUUCAAAAGAAAAUCAGGGGAUAGGCAUAAACCACGUGAGGGUGAAUUAGAACCACUGAAUGUCUAUAUCAUUGUCUUUAGAACAGGUGUAUUGACAUUUCACUUUGCCCCCACGCCACACCCUAUUAAUGUUCGUAGAAGAGCAAGAUUGUUAAAAGAUUACCUCAAUGUUACCUCCGAUUGGAUCGCAUAUGCUUUGAUUGAUGACAUCACAGAUGCAUUUGCGCCUAUGAUAGAACUAAUCGAAGAUGAAGUUUAUGAGAUUGAAGACGCUAUAUUGAAGAUGCACCAAUCAGAUGAUUCCAGUGACAGUGACUCUAGCGACAGCGGCUCUGAUUCUGGCGGCAGUGAAGAGGAUGCAUUUCCAUUUGACGUUUAUUCUAAGAAGACAUCGUUUUCCAGUGCGAAAUCCAGCGUGAGUUCAAGAAGCAUGAGCACUUCUGAAACGUCCUUUAAUGCAAAUUUAAUAGGUUGGAAAAGAAAAGGUGAUAUGUUGAGGCGGAUUGGUGAAUGUCGUAAAAGAGUGAUGAGUAUACUAAGAUUAUUGGGUUCCAAAGCCGAUGUGAUCAAGGGGUUCGCCAAGAGAUAUAAUGAGCAAUGGGAAGCUUCACCACAGUCCGAGAUUGCGAUGUAUUUGGGCGAUAUUCAAGAUCAUAUUGUUACCAUGGUAUCAUCGUUAAAUCACUAUGAGAAACUUUUGAGCAGAUCACAUUCCAAUUAUUUGGCACAAAUUAACAUUGAUAUGACAAAGGUUAAUAAUGAUAUGAACGAUGUGUUGGGGAAGAUUACUAUAUUGGGUACCAUUGUUUUGCCAAUGAAUGUGAUAACAGGUUUGUGGGGUAUGAAUGUUAUCGUGCCCGGACAAUAUAGGGAUUCAUUGACAUGGUUCAUAGGUAUAGUGCUUUUCAUGUGUAUGCUAGCAUGUUCUGCAUAUAUGUAUACCAAAAGAAGAUUCGGGUUUUAA
Messenger RNA from Saccharomyces kudriavzevii IFO 1802, 2913 nucleotides. It is a transcript of the gene MNR2, whose product is annotated as putative Mg(2+) transporter MNR2. NCBI's taxonomy places the organism in Eukaryota, Fungi, Ascomycota, Saccharomycetes, Saccharomycetales, Saccharomycetaceae. Gene Ontology annotation, molecular function: magnesium ion transmembrane transporter activity. The transcript has a single exon. Gene Ontology annotation, biological process: intracellular magnesium ion homeostasis; magnesium ion transmembrane transport. Bases 1 to 2913 code for a protein of 970 amino acids. The record is from RefSeq and is a predicted model, not a curated record. Gene Ontology annotation, cellular component: plasma membrane.